This is a messenger RNA of Oryza sativa Japonica Group (Japanese rice), 570 nucleotides long. RefSeq names its product probable small nuclear ribonucleoprotein G. Lineage: Eukaryota; Viridiplantae; Streptophyta; Magnoliopsida; Poales; Poaceae. Gene Ontology annotation, cellular component: P granule; SMN-Sm protein complex; U1 snRNP. The record is from RefSeq and is a predicted model, not a curated record. Gene Ontology annotation, molecular function: RNA binding. Gene Ontology annotation, biological process: mRNA splicing, via spliceosome; spliceosomal snRNP assembly.
CGACUAUUUAUAGUGUGGAGAUAGCAAUCCCGUCUCGGGCUAUUUUAGGGUUCAGGGUUCUCCUCUCUGCGGCGGCGGCGGCGGCUAUUUUCUCUCGCCUACUCCGAAGAUUUGGCUUUGGUUGAGCGGAGAAGGUCUAGAUCUUCCGUCGGGGAGUCGCCAUGAGCCGAUCGGGGCAGCCUCCGGAUCUGAAGAAGUACAUGGACAAGAAGCUCCAAAUCAAGCUGAAUGCGAACCGUGUUGUCAUUGGCACUCUUCGAGGAUUCGAUCAGUUUAUGAAUUUGGUCGUGGACAACACAGUGGAGGUCAAUGGAAACGAGAAGAAUGACAUAGGGAUGGUGGUUAUCAGGGGAAACAGUGUUGUGAUGAUUGAAGCCCUCGAACCUGUUCCCAAGCCGCAGUGAACUUUCAGCUCGCCUAGUUUGCUUCGGUACUUGAUUUGGACAUUUGGUAGUGCCAUGUCAAACCUAAUUGUUAUUCCAGAUGUUUAUGCCCGCGGGCAUUUUGUAUCCUGACCUGGUUUAUAUGCAAGCUCGUGCACCUUUGUAUAGUCUAGCCAGCGUUACGAUU